AUGACCACUCAAACACCCGUUGAGGAAUUUAAUAUCUUGCUCUCAGAGACCUCAGUUCUCUUUGUUGUUUUUUACCGCGGUCAUUGGUGUCCCUUCUGUAGAGCCUAUCUCCAGACCCUCCAAGGACUUUCGUCAUCUAUAUCCUCAUUCGGCGGCAAGACUCUGAUCGUGACCGCCGAACCGGCUUCUUUCCUCCCUGAAAUGCGGAAGCUCACCAGUUAUUCCGGUGACGCUAUCGUUGAUACCAAGAACACUCUAGUGGAGUUGGUAAAAGAAAGGUAUGAGCUGGAGAUAGCGGUGAGCGAGAGGAAGGGCUACGAGCAUGGGAUGGCGCAGCCGGGUAUUUUGGUACUUCGAGGGGGCAAAGGAGGAGACGUGACGGGACAAGGAGGAGCAGUAUUGGAGAAGUGGGCGAUUGUUCCGAGUGCAAUGAAUAUAGGAGGGGCUAGUGAUAGGCCGGACUUGGAGCAGGUUUGGGAUAAUGUCAAGGCAAAGAUUGAGGGGAAAGGAGUCGUGCAUAAGAGUUAUAAAACGACAGGCCUUUUUGGGAUGCUGUGGGGAAAGGUUUUCGGCUGA
Messenger RNA from Fusarium fujikuroi IMI 58289, 576 nucleotides. RefSeq lists its product as uncharacterized. The transcript is spliced from 2 exons. NCBI's taxonomy places the organism in Eukaryota, Fungi, Ascomycota, Sordariomycetes, Hypocreales, Nectriaceae. The coding region runs from base 1 to 576 and encodes 191 amino acids. The record is from RefSeq and is a predicted model, not a curated record.